Molecule: messenger RNA, 598 nt
Organism: Piliocolobus tephrosceles (Ugandan red Colobus)
Lineage: Eukaryota; Metazoa; Chordata; Mammalia; Primates; Cercopithecidae
Exons: 3
Coding region: 1-351 (116 amino acids)
Source: RefSeq, a predicted model, not a curated record
AUGAACACCUGCACAAGGAGGGCUCUGACGCCGGCUCUGCGUUGCGUAUUCGCUCUGGCCAUAGCGGGCCUCGUGUCGCUGCUGCUGCAGCCCGAGGGCGCCCUGGGCGAGGAGCUGCAAGUGCCGCAGCCCAGGGCCGCCAGUUGGCUGAACUUUGGCUCUUUCAAGAAGUACGUGGGGAAGCUCUUCAACAGCAGCCCGAAGAAAUCUAAAAACCACAAGAAAACUGCGAACACCACGAACACCUCCCCAUCGAAAGGCACGAAAUACCCUCCAUGGACCACCACGAACCCCCGGUGGCUGAAUACCUCGGAACCCCGACCACCGAUGUCCUCCCGAGGCCCCAGGUAGGACAGCCGGGACGCUCGGCACCGAGCCAGGGGCCUCGGGACUGGGGGAAGCUUGAGUGAUAGCGAGAGGAAGCUCCUGGGGGCGGGCAUUCAGGGAGACACAGCGCCCUGGUCGGGGAGCUUCUUUCUCCAGGCUGGGCCUUGGCCUCCAGACGCCUCUCUGCCCACCAACCCCUUUAUAUUGAGAGGGGCCUCAACCCCUCCUCAUCCCCUCAGUGGAAACAAUAAAGACAAAUUUCUGUUGCUUC